AUUGCGCUGUUGCGCUUUUCAGAGAUCCCGGGCAGAUGGAGGAGGCACUGUCCGCACGGGCCGAUGAUGUCGGGCGCUGGCUGCAACUUGGUCGGCGAGGGAGUCGUCGCGGCCGAGACCGGAAACGCGGCGGCCGCUGGCAAAUGCGUUUGCGGUCCGUCGGUGCCCUGGUGCCCGGGUGAGCCGCGGCCCUACAUGUACACGACGCGGCACGAGUGCCGGCUCAAUUUGGAGGCGAAAAUUGCUUACGAUGACCUCUAUAAUUCUGGCGACACGCCGAGCAGCACCGCCAUCGAGGGGAUUAAAGGGAAAUUAUACGAGAUCGCGUUUCAACGGCGAACUAUGCGGCGACUCUUCCUUUGACACCAUCACGGCUUUAGCAGUAUUCGACUCUCGGCAUUAAUACGUGUGUGUUUCGGCCAGUUAACAAGUGUUACUAGGUCGAAACUUCCAACUUUCCGGCGGAUCAAAUAUGCCGUGUCAUCCUGUUGCCCACGGAGAAUCUUUAAUAGAAUAUUCGAGCAAAGAUUAAUGCUGCUAAUUUUGAUAUGAUAUUUCU
Molecule: messenger RNA, 559 nt
Organism: Pogonomyrmex barbatus (red harvester ant)
Lineage: Eukaryota; Metazoa; Arthropoda; Insecta; Hymenoptera; Formicidae
Gene: cmpy
Product: crimpy
Biological process (GO): regulation of cell growth; regulation of signal transduction
Cellular component (GO): extracellular region; plasma membrane
Molecular function (GO): serine-type endopeptidase inhibitor activity; insulin-like growth factor binding
Source: RefSeq, a predicted model, not a curated record